Molecule: messenger RNA, 954 nt
Organism: Chenopodium quinoa (quinoa)
Lineage: Eukaryota; Viridiplantae; Streptophyta; Magnoliopsida; Caryophyllales; Amaranthaceae
Product: aspartic proteinase nepenthesin-1-like
Exons: 1
Coding region: 1-954 (317 amino acids)
Cellular component (GO): extracellular region
Source: RefSeq, a predicted model, not a curated record
AUGGAUCCUUAUUUGCAUUUGCAUCAUCUCAAUUUCAUUGGUGGCCAUCUUUUCAAAAUGUUCAACCCACCUUUACAACAAUUAUCUUCACCAAUUAUUCUUAUGAUCGUCAAUUUCAUUCCAUUAGUAUUGACAAUGUCCACUUCACUUGCAGUCACCCCUUCUUCCCGAGUGAGUUUUCGAGUUGAUAUUGCACGUAUUAAUUCCAAGUUAAAACUUCCCAACUCGCAAACAGCUCAAAGCACCAUCAAGCUUGAAGGGUUUAGCUCACAAGCCGCGAACCCUACACCAUCUCCUAGUUUUAAGUCGUCAGUUCUUCAAGCUGAUGGCGAGUUUAUAAUGAACAUGUCUCUCGGGACUCCUCCUAGGCAGUUUCCUGCCAUCAUGGACACCGGUAGUGAUCUCGUGUGGACACAAUGCAUGCCUUGUAUGGCUUGCUACCAUCAAGCCACCCCUGUUUUUGACCCUAAUGCUUCAUCCUCUUUCUCUCCUCUUCCUUGUUCCAGCCCUUUAUGUGCCUCUAAAACGAAAAAAUGCAUGAGUAAUUUGUGUAGAUAUAAGACCUUAUACGGGGAUAUGUCUUUCACACAAGGGUACCUAGCAACGGAUACUUUCAUCCUAGGUGACUCGACACACAAUGUGUCUAUACCGAACAUAGGAUUUGGCUGUGGGAAUAAUAAUGGAGGGUCCGGUCUAGACACCGUGGCAGGCAUUAUCGGUCUAGGACGUGGCCCUCUGUCCCUCGUCACACAGCUUAAGGUGAAAAAGUUCUCGUAUUGCUUGCCAGUGCUAGGAGAAAACAAAAAGGGUACCCUUUCUUUCGGGUCUCUGGCAGAUGAGGGCUUUAAUGCUAGCAGUUCUCAGGGUACCCCAAUUCUCGAAAACCCGGUAUUACCAUCUCGGUACUAUGUAUCUCUAGAAGGGAUAUCUGUUGAUGAUACUCUUCUCCGAUAA